AUGUCUAACAAUUUUGAAGAUUCUUUAGAUUUCGAGAUUAGAUUUUUAAAUAGUUCUUUAAAUAUUAAUAAUAAAUUAUUAAUUUUAAAUAUAUUAAAAAAAUAUUCUACCUUCACUCUAAAAGACUUUAUGAGGGGAAAUGAAAUUGGAGCUAUCGAUCCACCUUUCUUCAACCAAGUGGUAGAAGGAGAGAAUUAUUCUUUUCAUUUUUCUUCUUUCGAGGUAAAAGAAAAACUAUUCUUUUUUUUCAUGAAAAUGGAGAUCAAGUUUUUCAACAAGGAAAUAUUCUUUUUGAUUAUAAAACAAAAAAUAGUUCCAAUUGGAAAAGAAUUCGCCAGAUUAGCUUCGCAAUAUAACAAAUAUUCAACUCAAACUUAG
Molecule: messenger RNA, 378 nt
Organism: Heterostelium album PN500
Lineage: Eukaryota; Evosea; Eumycetozoa; Acytosteliales; Acytosteliaceae
Exons: 2
Coding region: 1-378 (125 amino acids)
Source: RefSeq, a predicted model, not a curated record